AGGAUAUUCCAGGUUUUCAAGCAGUUUGGCCUCCACUUUCCUCCCUAUGAGCCACCUGGAUCACCACAGUAACAGCAACAAUGUACUUUACGGCCAGCACAGGUUCUAUGAUACGCAAAAAGAUGGUUUCUAUCUGAGGAAUUUACCUGGACAGCCGACCCUGCUCUCAACCAAUCAUAGUUUUCCUUCGAUUUCCCGAGCCGCACCCAGCCAUCCCAUUGGUUCCUGCAGCCGAGACAGAGAGAUGAGCCACUCCCAUAAAACGAUCAAGGAAACUGACAGACUCCUAACCUCAAAGGAACCUAAUAAAGAAAGGAUGAAUAAAAAUGAAGCCAAUUCAUUGAGCAGUCAAAGGACACACAAGGAGAGACAUUCAGAAGACGAUGGAAAAGACAGGCAUAAAAUUGUGCUGCCUCUGAUGCCAGAUGUCAGAUGCAAAGAAGACGUAACAAAUAUGCAUAAUAGCAUGUGUGAGAACAGAAAUAAACACUUCAAUAGCUGUUUAACAAACUCCAAAGUUAUGAAUGGAGAUUCCAAUAAGACUUUAUUAGCAAGCUGCACUAAUAUUGGUGGGAUUUUACCGAGGCAAAUGGACAUCCAUACCCCAGGCAGGUGUACCAAAGAGAGCUUAAGGUUUGAGAGGGAUUUCCGAGAAAACGGCCCGUCUGGUCCAGUGCACGUCGAGUGCUCAGAUAGUUGGCAAACUCCACACCAUUCUGUUGCAUACUCUGUUCCUUCUUCCCUGUCCAACAUUCCUUCAUCAUCUAGCACAGCCUCUGGAACAUUCCCCUGUUUGCAGGUUCAUUCCAACUUAGACCUUUUUUACCCUACUCAAGAUAAGGCCAGCAGGGAGCUCAAGGUCACUGGGCCUACGUACGUGCCUUCAGUGGGACACUUCGGUGACAAAAGCCAACCGUUUCAAGUCACUGCAGAAAACUGCAAGGUCAACCGAAAUAUGGGGAAGGAGAAGACACAUGACAAAAGCACAGAGAGGUCUGACAUUGGGACCGUUCCUAAUUCGCACACAUCCCUGAAGCUAGAUAGUAAAGGAAUGGACUGGCCCCACAAUUCAGCCAUAAAAUCCAAACAACAGUGUGUUAGUAGCACUGGUGCGCAGAUGGUGAUGCCCUUCACACCUCAGGCAGCCAAGGGCCCCUCAGGGAAAGGUAGCACUUACGUUAUGCCACAGUCUCAGGAUUGUUUCUGUUCGAAGGAGCUGGAGACAUGCUGUGCCAAACUUACCCACUCCAGUUACACACUGGACCGGGAGCAUGGCAGCGAUACACAUGAAAAAGCUUCAAAAGACUCACAGGGGCAGAAAGUGGCCAGGAUACGGCACCAGCACCAUAAGCUUCCCGAGGUGGAGCACGUAGGAAGUGGUUCAGAGAUGAAGAGAAGACCACCGGAGCUCAGUUGUAUGAGCUACAAUGGAUCUCACAUACCAUCAUGGCAGAGUCCUCAGAUUCCUAUGGGGGAAGACAGGAAAAGUUCCUAUCUCGACCCUUUCAGUUCAAGUUUACAGCAGGCGGCAAUGUUGUCACAAGGAUCUGUGCUCAAUCAAGACAUUUUAGGUCAAACUGAUGAAGUCUCAGCCAUGAAGAGUCUGCUAAAGUACAGCAGCUCAUUUCCUCCAGGCGCACAGGCAUUGAUCGUUGGGCAGAAGACCCCUUUCGGAGGCCUGGGAAACAUCCGGGCCAGCUGCGUCCAUCAGGAGAUCAAAUUCCAAAGUGGGAAGUCAAACCUCGACUUGGAGCGUCCAGACUGUGCCAAAGGGAGGGAAAGUGAGUCAUCUCAGGGUGACAGUGAGGUACGGCAGCCUCCAGUUGGGAUCGCAGUGGCUGUUGCAAGACAAAAAGACAACCAGAACAAGCAUGACCUGCCUUGUGGUACUGAGUCCAACAGACCACACAGGCAUCUUCCUGGCUUAAAAGGAUCAUCGCGCUCCACCUAUGUCAUUGACCUUGAAGCAGAGGAAGAAAACAAUCAUUUUCGUGAGGAAAGAAUGGGACUGUCUCAUUUAGACAGGGAAAGGGAUCACCUACUUCG
Messenger RNA from Rhincodon typus (whale shark), 2046 nucleotides. Its product is annotated as BAH and coiled-coil domain-containing protein 1-like. The transcript is spliced from 3 exons. NCBI's taxonomy places the organism in Eukaryota, Metazoa, Chordata, Chondrichthyes, Orectolobiformes, Rhincodontidae. The record is from RefSeq and is a predicted model, not a curated record. The annotation marks the transcript as partial.